Molecule: messenger RNA, 192 nt
Organism: Monoraphidium neglectum
Lineage: Eukaryota; Viridiplantae; Chlorophyta; Chlorophyceae; Sphaeropleales; Selenastraceae
Exons: 2
Coding region: 1-192 (63 amino acids)
Source: RefSeq, a predicted model, not a curated record
AUGCCCCGCGGAGGCACGCCCACUGUUGAUGAUGGCGCGUACAAGCGGCCAGCCUUGCUCGCCCAAGUGUUCAAGCUGAAGCGGGAAGAGGCUCAGGCCGACAUCCAGCUGAUCAAGAAACUGAUUCGCGAGAGCAAGGCGGCAGCGGCUGGCUUCGAGUCCGGCAGCAAAAGCCACGGGUCACCACACUAA